Molecule: messenger RNA, 1830 nt
Organism: Bufo gargarizans (Asiatic toad)
Lineage: Eukaryota; Metazoa; Chordata; Amphibia; Anura; Bufonidae
Product: vomeronasal type-2 receptor 116-like
Exons: 5
Coding region: 1-1830 (609 amino acids)
Biological process (GO): G protein-coupled receptor signaling pathway
Cellular component (GO): membrane
Molecular function (GO): G protein-coupled receptor activity
Source: RefSeq, a predicted model, not a curated record
AUGGCUCCAGGGGCAGACAAAGGAGGAGCAGAUGGCGAAGCUACCGACAUGGAGAGUGUUAUAGAUGGUGAACAAGGCACCGCACUUGCGCCUAUCUCAACGGCAUAUCUGAAAAAGACAUUGUUACCGGCUAUGAAACCUGUGUUGUCUGAGCUAGCUGACAUUGAGACAGAUAUCAGCUAUGGAGCCACCGAACACUCAUUAUCCGAUAGAUUCCUCUAUCCACAUGUCUUCAGAACUGUCCAGAAUCACAACAUCCACAAUAUGGUCGUCACCAAACUGUUGGAGCACUUUGGCUGGACCUGGGUUGGGAUUUUAGUGACGGAUGAUGAUACCGGAGAGAAUGAGCUGCAAAUACUGACAAAGUACAUGAGAGAGCACGGGAUCUGUGCCGCCUUCACCAUAAAACUUACAGAGCAGAUUGUCAACGACAAUGAGCGGAUUUUACAAGUUUUGAAGAAUCCACAAAUCAAUAUCAUUAUAAUGUGUGGGACCUUAUCUCUCAAUGGAGAUCGAUUACUAUACUACCAUUCAUCUGUAUUUAUAGACAAAUUCUUUAUCCUUCCACCAUCCUGGGCUUCCAGUAACUUCAUUCUAGAACAUCAGUACCCAGAACUGAAUGGAAGUCUAGCAGUUGAAUUUUCAUCACAGACUUUUCCAGGAGAGGAAGAUUUGACCACACAGAUGGAUGUCCGUAAGGUGGAAAUAGGAAAUUUUACACCAUGGGCCGUCAGUGGAGAACAGCUUCACAUAAACACCGAGUCAAUAACAUGGAAAUGGACAAAGGAGGUAAGAAGUGUCCCGGUAUCCCGCUGCUCAGACCUGUGUUUACCUGGAAGCCGGAAAAUGGCGAGACCGACAAUUCACAUCUGCUGCUAUGACUGCGUCCCAUGUUCAGAAGGAGAGAUAUCCAAUAUAACCGAUUCUGACAGCUGCAUUAAAUGCCAAAGUGAUGAAUGGCCUAAUGAGAAGAGAGACCGAUGCCGGCCCAAAGUAGUGGAAUUCAUCUCUUACCAGAAUGACACCAUUGCUUCUGUGUUCUCCUGUGUCUCGGUCUUCGGAUGUCUUGUGACCGGCUUCAUAUUUGGAAUAUUCAUUUCCCAUCGAGACACUCCUAUUGUUAAGGCCAAUAACAGGAACCUGAGUUAUCUCCUCCUGGUCUCCAUCAUCCUCAGCUUCCUCUCUGUCUUCUUGUUUCUGGGUCGUCCCAAUGAUGUGACUUGUAGAUUACGUGAAACCAGUUUUGGAAUCUUCUUCUCAGUAGCCGUCUCUUCACUUCUCGCCAAGACUGUGAUGGUUUGUGUUGCUUUUAAGUCCACCAAGCCUGGAAGCCCUUGGAGAAAAUGGCUCAGUGUGAAACUACCAUAUACCAUAGUGUCAUUGUGUUCAUCCUUUCAAGCUGUAAUCUGUAUUAUCUGGAUGUCUAUUUCUCCUCCAUUCCAGGACCUGGACACUGACUCUUAUCCUGGGAAGAUCAUCAUUCAGUGUAAUGAAGGCUCAGAUAUCUGGUUCUACUCCAUGUUGGGUUAUCUGGGGUUCCUGGCAGCUGUGAGCCUUGUUCUGGCUUUCAUGGUGAGGACAUUACCGGACAGUUUUAAUGAGGCCAAGUACAUCACCUUCAGCAUGCUGGUGUUCUGCAGCGUCUGGAUCUCCAUGAUCCCGGCUUAUCUGAGCACCAGAGGAAAGAACAUGGUGGCUGUGGAGAUAUUUGCAGUAAUGGCUUCCAGUGCUGGACUUUUAGGUUGUGUGUUUUUCCCAAAAUGUUUUAUAAUUUUGUUUAAAUCUGAAAUGAACAGAAAAGCUGACCUGCUGGGGAAAAGAAAGAACUGA